AAAUGGAUAUGAGACAAUAAAUUAACUUUAGCUAAUUUCUUUCCUCAUUAUGAUUUCCCAUUUUUUUUUUUAGAGAUUAUUUGCCUUUGUCUCUCCCGUCCAAAGAAAAGUACACAAAUAUGGCUAACUAUACCACAGUGACUGAAUUCUUGCUUUUGGGAUUUUCUGAUGUGUGGGAGCUCAGAGUCUUACAUGCCAUGUUAUUCUUACUGAUGUACUUGACAACCUUGAUAGGAAACCUUCUCAUUGUCACAGUAACCACUUUUGACAAGAGUCUUCACACCCCCAUGUAUUUCUACCUUAGGAAUCUGUCUGUCCUGGACAUGUGCUACAUUUCUGUCACUGUCCCCAAGGCAUGUGUGAUCUUGCUGCUUAACAACAGGGUGAUCUCUAUUGCUGGAUGUGCAGCUCAGAUCUUCCUUGUAAUUUCGUGUGCUGCUGCUGAACUGCUAUUCCUCACCAUCAUGGCCUAUGACUGCUACAUGGCCAUCUGCCAUCCCCUUCACUACCCUGUGAUCAUGAACCCUCGUGUCUGUGUCCAGAUGACACUGGCGUCUGUAUUCAGUGGUCUGAUUUAUGCAGGUGUGCACACUAGCAACACAUUCUGGUUGUCCUUCUGUCAGUCUAACGUGAUCCAUCAGUUCUUUUGUGAUAUCCCCUCUUUGUUGAAGCUGUCCUGCUCUGAUACCUUCAUCAAUGAGGUUGUAAUAUUUUUCUCUGCAGUAGUAAUUGUAGGUGGCUUUUUUUCCUUCAUCAUCAUGACUUAUAUUCGCAUAUUUUCUGCUGUGCUCAAGCUUCCAACCAGAAGAGAGAGAGGAAAGACAUUUUCCACCUGUGUACCUCACAUCCUCGUGGUGACUGUCUUUGUCAGCUCAGUUUUUGUUGUGUAUAUGAAUCCAACCUUCAACUCUCCAACAAUUCAAGACAUGAUCAUUUCUGUAUUCUACUCUAUAGUCCCUCCUUUCCUAAAUCCUAUCAUCUAUAGCCUUAGGAACAAGCAGAUAAAGGAGGCUGUAAGGAGAACUAUGAGAAGGAUACUGUAUUCAGAAAAACAAUAAGAUCAUUAAUUAAAGGCAUUGCUACUUUGAUGGAUAGUGUUGAAAAUUUUUUCAAAAUUAGAUUCUUUGCCUAAUUUCAAAAUUUGGGAACUUGAUAUCUAAGUGACAGUCAAUAUAUUGUAUGUCAGCCCAGAAACAAUGCUUUUAUUUUUAGUUGUUGUGGUCUAGAAAUUGCUAUGUAAGUAUUUACAUAUGAUUGACAUUUAAAUCAAUUGAACUUUUGGAAACCCUGGUGGCAUAGUUAAGAGCUAUGCCUACUAACCAAAAGAUCCUCAGUUUGAAUCCACCAGGUGCUCCUUAGAAACCCUAUGCAGCAGUUCUACUCUGUCCUGGAGGGUUGCUAUGAAUCAGAAUUGAUGUGAUGGGAUCAGGCUUGGGUUUUUGUUUUUUGCUUUUAACAUUUAAAUCAAUUGAAUUUAAGUAAACUGUAUUACUCUCCACAACCCAAUCAGUUGAAGGUCUUAGGAGCAAAAACUGAGGUUUCCCAAGGGAGAAUAAUUUUGCCUAAGACUGUAAAUAGAUAUUUUUUUCCAGAAUUUUCAGCACACCACCUGGUCUAUCAAUUUCAGACACAAGGCUUUUGGUGGUUCCAACCAGUUGCAUUAGCUACAUGUUUCAGACAGAACACUUCCAGAGUUUCAAGGCAGUCACCUCACCUAAGGAUAUUGGACUUGCUAGCCCUACAAUCACACUGACCAUUUACCUGAGAUCUC
Messenger RNA from Loxodonta africana (African savanna elephant), 1771 nucleotides. Its product is annotated as olfactory receptor 14C36-like. Bases 120 to 1058 code for a protein of 312 amino acids. Gene Ontology annotation, cellular component: membrane. The transcript has a single exon. NCBI's taxonomy places the organism in Eukaryota, Metazoa, Chordata, Mammalia, Proboscidea, Elephantidae. The record is from RefSeq and is a predicted model, not a curated record. Gene Ontology annotation, biological process: G protein-coupled receptor signaling pathway. Gene Ontology annotation, molecular function: odorant binding; G protein-coupled receptor activity; olfactory receptor activity.